This is a messenger RNA of Guillardia theta CCMP2712, 378 nucleotides long. RefSeq lists its product as hypothetical. Gene Ontology annotation, molecular function: zinc ion binding. The record is from RefSeq and is a predicted model, not a curated record. NCBI's taxonomy places the organism in Eukaryota, Cryptophyceae, Pyrenomonadales, Geminigeraceae. The coding region runs from base 1 to 378 and encodes 125 amino acids. The transcript has a single exon.
AUGUUGCACGGAGUACCUGGGGACUGCCCGAAAUGUCAGGGUAGGCUGCAGUACAGCGAUGGAAUGUACAAGUGCACGACCUGGACUGAGGAUGGAUUUGCCAAAUGUCAAUAUUCGAGUAUCACUGGAGAGAGGAAGGCAUUCAAGAUGCCGAAGGAUAUGGGCCACGACUACCUCGACAACUUCAAAUUCGUGAAGGUCGCGAUCCCGAAGGCUAUGAUGCGCGAGCAAGAAGAAGUCAGGGAGUCAGUACAGGAGAGGGAGAAGCAGCGGCUGAUGAAGGCUGAGGAGGAGCUCGCGGAGAUCAACGUGACGAGGAGGCCAGAGGAGCCGGUGGCGGAGGAGGAGUUGAUCGGGCUGCCCGGCGUGCCGGUUUGA